UUGGCUGCAACAUCGGUCUCGACAACAGGCCGGGACAGAACUUGUACGCCAUGGCUGGUCCCGCCAACUGGACCCGUGCGGUUAACUUCUGGGGCCAGGCUCCCAUCGACUUCGUGAUGCCCAGCGGCCCCGGUAUGCCCGUGCGCAUGAAGGUCUCCGUGCUCAGCCAGCUUCUCUGGAGCAAAUCGAACAAGGUCGGCUGUGCCUGGAAAGACUGUUAUGCCAAGACCGGCAACAGCUUGUACCUCUGCAACUACAUGCCAGCGGGUAACGAGUACGGAGGUCACGUGUACAUGAGUGGUCAGGCGUGCAGCCGCUGUCCCAAGGGCACCUGCUGUUCGAAUAGCUGCCCGCACAAGCCGCAACCUGCCUACGAGGGUCUGUGCGCUCCCGAGUAG
Messenger RNA from Rhipicephalus sanguineus (brown dog tick), 398 nucleotides. RefSeq names its product venom allergen 5-like. The transcript is spliced from 5 exons. The coding region runs from base 51 to 398 and encodes 115 amino acids. Lineage: Eukaryota; Metazoa; Arthropoda; Arachnida; Ixodida; Ixodidae. The record is from RefSeq and is a predicted model, not a curated record.